AUGUCUCGCCGAAGAUACACACCCAUUGAGACAGAUAUAUUUAUGAAAUCUUUCCAUCGUGCUCUAUUGGGCCUAGCAUUACUUCUCAUAUUCAAACCUAUUCGAUGGCCACUGUACUUCGAUCCUUGGUGGAAAGAAGCAUAUACCAAUGUCCAUGCAUUCAUUGACAAACGUGUAUCAUCAGCCUUGGAGAAACAGCGAAACCUGAAAAAAGAAACGGGGCCCAAAAGAUAUGUCCUCCUGGAAAAAAUGACCAAGAUAACACAAGAUCCGUAUGAUCUCCGCAUGCAUAUCAUUAACGUAUAUUUUCCGGCUCGAGAUACAGCUGCUAUUGUUUUUGCUGAUGUUAUAUUCGAACUUGCUCGUCACCCCGGGGAAUGGAAGAAAUUGAAGAUGGAGGUUGGUAGUAUCGAUCCGAGCCAGGCAUUGACGUUUGAGUUUCUUCGCUCGUUGAGAGUAACUAAGGCUAUAAUUAACGAGUCCUUACGCUUACAUCCAGGUGCCUCGAGACUUGGUAAAAUAUCUCUAAAAGAUACAAUCCUACCAAAAGGUGGUGGAGAAGAUGACCCAGCAAUAUGGGGAGCCGAUGCAGAUGAAUUUAAGCCAGAUCGAUGGUUAGAUGUAAACCGGCCGCUCUGGGAAGCGAAAUGGCAAUACGAGCCAUUUUUAGGAGGCAUCAGAAUGUGCCCUGCCCAGAACCAGAUUCUGAUUCAAUUGUCAUAUCUUUUAGUUAGGCUUGCACAGCAAAUCGAAUUCAUCGAGAAUAGGGACGAGGUUUUUGAAUACCUUGAACGCGUUACCAUGACCGUGGAAAGUAAGAAUGGGACCAAAAUUGCUGUCAGAUAUGUUGAUUGA
Messenger RNA from Botrytis fragariae, 855 nucleotides. RefSeq names its product putative n-alkane-inducible cytochrome p450 protein. The record is from RefSeq and is a predicted model, not a curated record. The transcript is spliced from 2 exons. The coding region runs from base 1 to 855 and encodes 284 amino acids. Gene Ontology annotation, molecular function: monooxygenase activity; heme binding; iron ion binding. Lineage: Eukaryota; Fungi; Ascomycota; Leotiomycetes; Helotiales; Sclerotiniaceae.